AUGCAGCAAUGCAACAAGAUUGACCCCGAAAAUAUAAACAUGGAUGGGUUGACUCAUCUUUUUCUAGCAUUUGCGGGCAUUAAUCCAUCAAAUUUUGAGGUCAGCCUUGCAAAUCCUGCUCAUGAGGACCUUUGCACCAGGCUUGUCCACAAAAAUUCCAACAUCUGUGAGAUCUGGAUAGCACUAGGAGGCUGGGCAUUCACAGAUGUGGACACAACAAAGAAAACAUGGAGUGAACUUGCAUCAUGUUCUAAUAGCCAUCAGAGAUUUAUUGCAUCAGUUAAAGUGUUCAUGGCCAAAUAUAAAUUGAAAGGCAUUGAUAUUGAUUGGGAAUACCCAGGAACCCCAGAGAGAAAUGGCCAACCAGAUGAUACAAAAAACCUUGUGUCACUUGUCAAAGAGAUGCAUGCAGCUUUCAGAACAAUGGAGGAUUAUGUUGACUUUUUUGGCCUUAUAACAUAUGAUCUCCAUGGUGCUUGGAAUAAUUCUGGGUAUUAUGGGCAUAAGAUUGCGGGCCAUAUCAACAUAUCUGAGAUUCAGAACAUGAUUUCCCUGCUGUGGUAUGCAAAAAUCAAUCCAGCCAAAAUCAACCUGGGCCUGGCAUAUUAUGGCCAAGGCUAUACACUUCAGGACCCCAGCUGUAACUGGGCUGGUUGUCAGUGGACUGGUUUAAGUGAUGCUGGGUCCUGCACUAUGACUAGGGGUGUAAUGUUACUGCAAGAGAUUGAAACUCUUAUCUCUGAGAAAGGAAUUCAACUCCAGCUAUUGCAGAAGAAGAUGAUGAAACAAAUCACAUUUGGUGACCAGUAG
This is a messenger RNA of Coccidioides immitis RS, 810 nucleotides long. RefSeq lists its product as uncharacterized. Gene Ontology annotation, biological process: carbohydrate metabolic process. The transcript has 3 exons. Bases 1 to 810 code for a protein of 269 amino acids. Gene Ontology annotation, molecular function: chitin binding. NCBI's taxonomy places the organism in Eukaryota, Fungi, Ascomycota, Eurotiomycetes, Onygenales, Onygenaceae. The record is from RefSeq and is a predicted model, not a curated record.